Eurypyga helias (sunbittern) is the source of this 1270-nucleotide messenger RNA. Its product is annotated as DNA damage-binding protein 1. Lineage: Eukaryota; Metazoa; Chordata; Aves; Eurypygiformes; Eurypygidae. The record is from RefSeq and is a predicted model, not a curated record. The annotation marks the transcript as partial. Gene Ontology annotation, biological process: DNA repair; proteasome-mediated ubiquitin-dependent protein catabolic process. The transcript has 10 exons. Gene Ontology annotation, molecular function: protein binding; nucleic acid binding. Gene Ontology annotation, cellular component: site of double-strand break; nucleus.
CCUGGCGUUGGCCAACAACAGCACCCUGACAAUCGGCACCAUUGACGAGAUCCAGAAGCUGCACAUCCGCACGGUUCCCCUCUACGAGUCGCCCAGGAAGAUCUGCUACCAAGAGGUGUCCCAGUGUUUCGGCGUCCUCUCCAGUCGGAUCGAGGUGCAGGAUGCCAGCGGGGGAACCACCGCCCUCAGACCCAGCGCCAGCACCCAGGCCUUGUCCAGCAGCGUGAGCACCAGCAAGCUCUUCUCCAGCAGCACGGCGCCGCACGAGACCUCCUUCGGGGAGGAGGUGGAGGUGCACAACCUGCUCAUCAUAGACCAGCACACCUUCGAAGUGCUCCACGCUCACCAGUUUCUGCAGAACGAGUACGCCCUCAGCCUGGUCUCCUGCAAGCUUGGCAAGGAUCCCAACACCUACUUCAUCGUGGGCACCGCCAUGGUGUAUCCCGAGGAGGCCGAGCCCAAACAGGGUCGCAUCGUCGUCUUCCACUACUCCGACGGGAAGCUGCAGAGCCUGGCUGAGAAGGAGGUCAAGGGGGCUGUGUAUUCCAUGGUGGAAUUCAACGGGAAGCUGUUAGCCAGCAUCAACAGCACGGUCCGCCUGUACGAGUGGACGGCGGAGAAGGAGCUGCGCACGGAGUGCAACCACUACAACAACAUCAUGGCGCUCUACCUGAAAACCAAGGGAGACUUCAUCCUGGUGGGAGAUCUCAUGCGCUCCGUCCUCCUCCUCGCCUACAAGCCCAUGGAAGGGAACUUCGAGGAGAUCGCCCGGGACUUCAAUCCCAACUGGAUGAGCGCCGUGGAGAUCCUGGACGACGACAAUUUCUUGGGAGCGGAGAACGCUUUCAAUUUGUUCGUGUGCCAGAAGGACAGCGCCGCCACGACCGACGAGGAACGGCAGCACUUGCAGGAAGUGGGAUUAUCCCACCUCGGGGAGUUCGUCAACGUUUUCUGCCACGGAUCCCUGGUCAUGCAGAACCUGGGAGAGACCUCCACGCCCACGCAGGGCUCCGUUCUCUUCGGCACCGUCAACGGCAUGAUCGGACUGGUGACCUCGCUGUCGGAGAGCUGGUACAACCUCCUCCUGGACAUGCAGAACCGGCUGAAUAAAGUCAUCAAGAGCGUGGGCAAGAUCGAGCAUUCCUUCUGGAGAUCCUUUCACACGGAACGCAAAACGGAGCCGGCUACGGGCUUCAUUGACGGUGACCUGAUCGAAAGCUUCCUGGACAUCAGCAGGCCCAAGAUGCAGGAGGUGGUGGCAAACUUGCAG